CCAAUAUAAAAAACACAUAAAAAUACAUAUUUAAAAAACGAAACAAACAAAAUCGUAGUUUUUCCUAAGCAGUUGGUGAGUUGUAAGUUGUAACAGUGGAAAAAACUUGGCUGGAUUGUGUAGCAUUACUUGGAUUAAAUGAGUAGAAUUAGAUAUAAAAAAAAGUUUUACUUUAGAAAGGGUAAUGUCGACAUUUAAACAGUAAAAGCAGCUGCAUUUUCAUCACAAGGGAUGUUCAGAAUUUCAGAUUCUUUCAUCGUCGUCGUCCCGGGUUCCGUCCGACCUUCUUCUAAUCAUCGUCAGUUUUCUGCUUGUGAAUUGCAAACCUCAAUGGCUGGCCAUAGAGUUGUGCAUGCUACCUUGACAGGGCCAAGUGUGGUGAAGGAGUUGGUUGUUGGAGCAGUGCUUGGCCUAGCUGCCGGUACCGUGUGGAAGAUGCAUCAUUGGAAUGAGCAGCGAAAAGUUAGAGCAUUUUAUAACUUGUUGGAAAGAGGUGAUAUCACUGUGGUUGCUGAAGAAUAACUAGCUAUUCUGUCUCAUAUCCGUGUGGAGAUUGUUGCUCGUGAAUGAAAUAUUUCACUUCCUCAUGUUUGAUGGUCUCAUAAGAGCUGCAGUUUUUCAAAAUUGUUUCCUCAGAGUGAUACUGAUUGUGUUGGGGCUUGGAUACAUUUCAAUUUACUAUACAUAGAUUGAUGAAAACCAGUUAAUUUUGUCAAAAUAUCACUCCGUUAUAGCUUUUGGGAAUUUUUCCCCAAGUAUAUAACUAAUCUAAGCAAGAAAGCUCUUGAAAUUCAAAACAAAUUCUAACUUAGCAUUUCAUAGC
Oldenlandia corymbosa var. corymbosa is the source of this 823-nucleotide messenger RNA. NCBI's taxonomy places the organism in Eukaryota, Viridiplantae, Streptophyta, Magnoliopsida, Gentianales, Rubiaceae. The record is from the annotation of a GenBank genome assembly.